GGGAACGGUGGAGAGGAUGCCCCGAGGUAGCGCCAGGAAUGGGGAAGCGCAGGACCCGCCCACUCCCAGGCGACAGGAAAUUCCAUGCUCCCAAAGCCAAGCGGGUCCUUCAGGAGGCGCCGGGAGCUGCUGGCUCGGCCGUGCCCAUUCCUUCCCAGAGCAGUGAUCCCGAGGGAGAUCCUGCCAGGAUGGACACCCCGGCAAGCGAGGACGGCGAGGCGGAUCCAAAAGGAAUCCCCGUGGGAGAGCACGGAGCUGGAUCCCCACAGGAGGAGAGAGACAAGGAAAUCAGAGGUGGUGGAGCACCAGAAUCACCGGAACAGGGCGUUUCCGAUGAGAUGGAAGAGAAACAUCUGGAAUUGCCCCAGCUGGGAAUUUUGGAAGCAGAUGGGACAGGAGGGGAUGAGCUGGAGUCACCAAACCCAGGCAUUUUGGAUGGGGCAGGAGAGAAUUGUCCAGAAUCACCAAAACCAGAGGUUUUGGAGGUAGAUGGGGAAGGAGAGGAGCCCCCAGAGCCAGUGAAAUGUGUAAUUUUGGAUGGAGUGGGACAGAAUCACCUGGAAUCAUCUCAGCUGGGAAUCUUGGAGGGGAACGGAGCAGGGGAGGAGCAGCUGGAUUCACCCCAGCUGAGAAUUCCAGAGGUAGAUGGGGCAGGAGAAGAGCAGCUGGAGUCACUGAAACUGAGAAUUCUGGAUGGAACAGUAGAGGAUCAGCUGGAAUCACCAAAACCCGGAAUUUCGGAGGUGGUUGGGGCAGCAGAGGAGCAGCUGGAAACACCAACACACAGAAUUUUGGAUGGGACAGGGGAGGAGCAUCCCGAGUCGGUGAAACCAGGAAUUCCAGAGGUAGAUGAGGCGAGCGAAGAGCAGCCGGAGCCGCUGAAGCAGGGAAUUUGGGAUGGGGCAGGACACAAUCAGCGGGAAUCACCGGAACAAGGGAAUUCUGGAGCAUCCAGCCCCGAGGACACGGUGACAGCCACGGCCCCUGCGGAGAGUUCGGAGGCGCCAGAUGCAGCGGCAGAGAGGGAAGGAGGCGCCCUGGAGGAGGGACGUGGCACUGGGAUCGCCCCGAGCGUGGACACAGCGUCCCCAGAGGGUCCCGGGGAUCCCCAGGGCGGGAAUUCCAGCGUGGAGACACCGGGGCUACAUCCAGCAGCCACCAGCACCGAGCCCCGGGACCAGCGGGAAGGGACCAGCCCAGAGCUGCCAACAGAGAAGCCGUGGGACGCCGCGGGCCAGAUCCACAGCGGAUCCGCGGGGAACAGCCCGGUACAGCCGAGGGAAAGCAGUGCCAGAGCCACGGAGCCGGCGGACGCCAGCGACGUCAUCUGCGGGCUGAUCCGGGAACUCUCAGACCUCAACCGCCUGGCCAUGGGCGCCCGCCGGGGACUGGAGCUGCUCCGGAGGCCAAAGCCACGGCGCGGCCGGAGGCCGGUGCCCAGCGGGAGCCGCUGGAAAGAGGGGUAGGGACGUCGUGAGUAGCCAUUUAUUG
Messenger RNA from Hirundo rustica (Barn swallow), 1491 nucleotides. Its product is annotated as guanine nucleotide-binding protein G(s) subunit alpha isoforms XLas-like. The record is from RefSeq and is a predicted model, not a curated record. NCBI's taxonomy places the organism in Eukaryota, Metazoa, Chordata, Aves, Passeriformes, Hirundinidae. The transcript has 8 exons. Bases 39 to 1466 code for a protein of 475 amino acids. Gene Ontology annotation, biological process: double-strand break repair involved in meiotic recombination.